GAAAGUUAAUCCUUCUAUUCAAUGGGAUAAUGCUGCUAAGGGUAUUAGGAUUAAGAUAGAAAUUGCAAAAUAAUACUGUAAACGUAAAUUCGAAAUACAAUAAUAUCUGAAGGAGAUUUGAAAUAUAUUAAAUAAAUUAGACUCAUACAAGGUAAUUAAUCAAAAAAGAGAUUAGCUUAUGUCAGAGGUUAUUUGGUGAGAAAAUAAUAUUAGUGGCUUAUACACAAAUUGAAACAUAAAAAAAAUUUAGGGAAAUAAUUGUAAUAUCAGUCAAAUGAGAUGAGUUUCAAUGAUUCCGCUCCAUUUUAAGACACAAAACUAUCUUAAAUAUCCAAGUUAGACUAUUUAUAGAUCGAAAAAUUUAAAAUAUUGGACCAAGUACCUGAUUAUUUAGUUAAUAGAGUGAAUAAGGUAAUAUGACACUUUACUUUUAAUUUAAAGAUUCUCUAAUAAUAUACAUCAUUUAAAUAUGAUAAUGAAGAAGAAAAUAAAUUUAAUUUUUCAAUAUAUCAAUUGGAAGAUGGUUGCAUUUAUUAAGGACAGUGGAAAAAUGGGUAAUAUAAUUUAUGAUUUUUGGGAGAAUGAAACAUGGUUGUGGAAAGCAAUAUUGGUUAUCGGGAUUAUAUUAUGAAGGAUAUUGGGCUGAAAAUAUGUUCUAAGGAAGAGGUAGAUUAGUUCAAGCAGAUGGUAAUAUAUUUGAAGGAGAAUUUAAUAAUAAUAAGGCAUCAGGAAAUGUUAUAGUAAUUUUAAUAUUAUAGGGAACUCUUUAUAGUGUUGAUGGUGCUAAAUAUGUAGGACAAUGGGAAAACAAUGCAAAAAAUGGUUAUGGAACUGAAAUUAGGUUGGAUGGAACACUCUAUGAAGGUUAUUAUAAAAAUGGAGAAAAAAAUGGAUAAGGAACAUUUAAAUGGGCUGAUGGAUCAAUUUACAAAGGUCACUUUGUUGAUGGGAAUUUUGAAGGAGAAGGUGAAUUUAAAUGGGAAGAUGGAAGAAUUUAUAUAGGAGAAUGGAAAAAUGACUAAAUGGAUGGUUAAGGAGUAAAUUUAAUUUUUAAAUAUUAGAUUUUUAUAUGGCCAGAUAAUAGAAAAUAUCAAGGAUCUUAUAAGAAUGGAAAAAAAGAAGGUUUUGGAUAAUUUUAAUGGCCUGAUGGUAGAGUAAAUAUUAUAUUUUAUUAAGAUAUAUAAAGGUGAAUGGGCAAAUAACAAAUAACAUGGCUUAGGAAAUUAUUUAGGAUCUAAUGGUGUAGAAAAAGAAGGUGAAUGGUAUGAAGGCAAGCUUCUUCGUUGGAUUAAAAAUAAAAAUCGAAUCUAGUGACUGAC
Molecule: messenger RNA, 1319 nt
Organism: Paramecium sonneborni
Lineage: Eukaryota; Ciliophora; Oligohymenophorea; Peniculida; Parameciidae
Source: the annotation of a GenBank genome assembly